UCCGGCGGGCCGAAACUAGGAAGAAACUUGGAGCUGCAGAGGCGCUCCUGCCCGUAUCUCCGCUGCUCCUGUGCCCCGUGGCCCGGCAGCGCGGACCUGUCGGGAGCCCUGGCCAUGGGGCAGCCCCGGCCCUCCGCAGUGUGAGGCGCGGGGCCUCCCGCGGGCUCCCCGAUAGGCCGAGGGCGGGCAAGCGGGAGGCGUCGUUCCAGCUGCGGUCACGGCCGCUGCCGGCCGGGCUCCCGGCAUCAUGAACAUAGACGUGGAGUUCCACAUCCGGCACAACUACCCCUGGACCAAGUUGCCGGCCAACGUGAGGCAGAGUCUUGGAAAUUCACAGAGAGAAUAUGAAAAGCAGGUUGUUCUGUACAGUAUCCGCAAUCAGUUACGAUAUAGAAACAACUUAGUUAAACAUGUCAAGAAGGAUGAACGCAAAUACUAUGAGGAACUACUGAAGUACAGCCGUGAUCAUCUCAUGCUGUACCCUUACCAUCUGUCAGAUAUCAUGGUGAAGGGCCUGAGGAUAACCCCGUUUUCCUAUUAUACUGGGAUCAUGGAGGACAUUAUGAACAGUGAGAAAAGUUAUGAUUCAUUGCCCAAUUUUACUGCUGCUGACUGUCUAAGGCUUCUUGGCAUAGGAAGAAACCAGUACAUUGAUCUGAUGAAUCAGUGUCGGUCAUCAAAAAAAUUUUUCAGAAGGAAAACAGCUCGUGAUCUUCUACCAGUGAAGCCGGUGGAGAUUGCCAUAGAGGCGUGGUGGGUGGUACAGGCUGGAUAUAUCACAGAAGAUGACAUAAAGAUAUGCACUUUGCCUGAGAAAUGCGCUAUUGAUAAGAUCAUCGAUGCGGGCCCUCAGCUCUCCGGAUCACUAGAUUACAAUGUAGUACAUAGCCUCUAUAACAAAGGAUUUAUUUAUCUGGAUGUACCAAUAUCUGAUGACAGUUGUAUAGCAGUUCCUCCUCUUGAAGGUUUUGUAAUGAAUCGGGUGCAAGGUGAUUAUUUCGAGACUCUACUCUAUAAGAUAUUUGUUUCAAUAGAUGAGCAUACUAAUGUUGCAGAGGUUCAGAGCACUGGUGAAGGAGAAGCACAGAGAUAUUUUGAUCACGCACUUACUCUGAGAAACACAAUACUGUUUCUGCGUCAUAAUAAAGAUCUAAUUGCGCAGACUGCACAGCCAGACCAACCCAAUUAUGGUUUUCCUCUGGAUCUCUUACGCUGUGAGAGCCUUCUUGGUUUGGACCCUGCAACUUGCAGCCGAGUUCUAAACAAAAAUUACACACUGCUCGUGUCCAUGGCUCCUCUCACCAAUGAAAUCCGGCCUGUGAGCAGCUGCACCCCUCAGCAUAUUGGACCAGCUAUCCCAGAAGUCAGUUCUGUGUGGUUUAAACUGUACAUUUACUACAUCACUGGGCAAGGACCACCAUCUCUUUUACUGUCCAAAGGUACAAGACUUCGAAAACUGCCAGAUAUAUUCCAGGGUUAUGAUCGAUUGCUCAUAACAUCCUGGGGUCAUGACCCUGGGGUAGUUCCUACGUCAAAUGUGCUCACGAUGUUGAAUGAUGCUUUGACCCAUUCGGCAGUUUUGAUUCAGGGACACGGUUUGCAUGGGAUAGGAGAAACUGUCCACAUACCGUUUCCAUUUGAUGAAACAGAACUACAAGGAGAGUUUACUCGUGUCAAUAUGGGUGUUCAUAAAGCAUUGCAAAUAUUAAGGAACAAAGUGGACUUGGAGCAUUUUUGUGGAUAUGUCACCAUGUUGAAUGCUUCUAGCCAACUUGCAACCAGAAAACUCAGUGACGCUUCAGAUGAGCGAGGAGAACCUGAUUUGGCUUCUGGCUCAGACGUAAAUGGGAGUACAGAGUCAUUUGAAAUGGUCAUUGAGGAAGCAGCUAUAGACUCGGCAGCAAAACUAAACUCUGUUGCCACAACAGAAGCAGAUUGGGUUCCUCUCGAGCUGUGCUUUGGAAUUCCAUUGUUUAGUUCUGAAUUAAACCGGAAAGUUUGUAGAAAAAUUGCUACACAUGGCCUUUGCAGAAAAGAGAGCCUUCAGAACCUCUUACAUUCCAGUAGAAAACUCUCUCUACACGUCCUUAACUUUGUUCACUCAUUCCAGGAAGGUGCUUCCACCCUGGAUGUUCCCACUGAGGCCAGCUUUUCCAGCGUGCUCUCACAGUCGUCCUGCGCCGAGUCGGGAGUCCCACUUCCUGCAAAGAACUUAAUAUUUAAAGAUGGCGUCUUAUCAGAAUGGAGUGGACGGUCACCUUCCUCGCUUCUUAUUGCUAAUCUCCAUUUGCAAUAAUUUGGUUCCACCAUUUGUUGCUCACACUUCUGCCUUUUUUCUUUCUUAACGUUAGCUUUAUAGUGCCAGCCACUAAAAAGCAUCGUGCUGCCGCAGUGCGAUUCACAUGCCGCUGAUGUUAAGGUUGGGGAACAUGUUCGCGUUUUCUGGAGUUUUCCUCAUUAUUGCACCUCCUCAUGCAACAAAGAGCUUUUUAGCAGCCUGCACUGUAUUUUUUACCCUGAGACAAUCUGCAUUUCUUUUAUAAAACUGAGGAUAUAUACUUUAUAGGCUUUAUGAUGACUGUUACGUUUAUAAGCAGUCUCUAUGAAUAUUGCAGUGGUAAUUUUAUAUGUUAGUUUAUCAAACAUAAAUCUUGUUUAAUUUUAUAUUUUGUUACCUACUCUUUAGGGGAUCACGGGAAGAGGCGGAACUCUUCCUCUGAAAAGGCUUCUUGGUACUUAAAGUAGCAAAACUAUAAAACAAUGAACAUCCAGUUUUGAGAGAUGAUGUGAUGGGGCAUUAAGAAUUUCUGUGGAUGUCUGUAAAUUAUGUAUAUGAGUGGAACAUUGUUGAAGGUAUGUAAAUCAGCAUAGUUAUGUAUAAGCUAACCUUGAUUCAUAAGGUCUUAACUCAGACUCUGACUAUACAUCGAAAUCUCAUGAGAAGCUUUGGAAAACAUUCUAUUUUUAAACCAGCGUUUAUAUGUGGACUUCUGUUGUCACUCACUUCGGGCUUUAUAUUUUCAUAGAGUCUUUAUGGGAAAAUUGAAUUUAUUUUCCACUCUUGUAACUGUGGCUGCUGCACAUUCUCACCCAGACUGUUUAGUGGCUUCGCCAAUGAAUUGUUAGGAAAUCGAAUCUGAUGUUUUGAAACCAAGGAUUGUGAUUUUCGGUUAGAAUUACAUAUUAGAGGCAUUAAGGCUGUGUCUUCUGAUCAAAAACACUUUGGUGAUAAACCUACUUUGAAGACAUUCUUAGGCAAUCUGGAUCUUAAAUUUAUGUGCAUAUUUUUGGAGGAACUGAUAAAGAAAAAUUGAGUAAUUUCAAAAUAUUUCUUGAGUCAUUGAUUCUUUUAGAUCUCAAAUGGUAAUUAGAAUAAUUGGAUUCACUUUCUAGAUUUUCUCAGUUACCUUCCUUGGGAAGUUUGUGCAGUGUUAUAGUUUAGUGUAGCUCUUCUCGUAGGAUAAUGGUUUGCUCGCUUAAAACUGUAACCAAACUGGUCAAACAACAUAUAUCUAAAACACUUAAAGCAUUAGAAAAUUCGGGAAUGUUAGAACCUAAACAUUUUUCCUGAUAAUUUUUGUUAUUUAUAGAACUGGUAUUUGUGUAUUUAACAUACUUCUGGAAAUAUAUGCCUUUCUUAAAACUGUUAACCAUGCAUUCGGUACCACGGCCAACCCAUAGAAUUGAAUAUCUCAGAGCAGGUUCCCUGUGCACGCAGUCAGUGCUGUGUUUUGGGGUAAGUGCAGUAAUGUUUCGUUUUCUACUUUGUCUUAUAUGAGGUAGAAAUCAAGUGUAUGUUAUAAAUGUUUGUCUAUAAAAGGAAAAAUACAUACUAAUAUUAAAGUAAUUUCUUAUGACUGUGAAUCACUCAUUUAUUUUUCCAAUAAUUGAUAUUGUACAUUCCUUGUGCUAUUAGGUAUGUAUGUAACUUUUACAAUUUUUUCAACAGAAAGUUGUAAGUAUUUCACUUGAUCAGGGCUCUUUAAUCUCAUUUUCAUUUGCUUUGUUUAUAUUAACUGUAGUUAUUUAUUCCUGUAUUAACAGUCUCAGCCUACUGUAAUGACAUGUACACUAAUAAAGAAUCGAAUAAUUUGUAGUUGUUGGCAGUGAACCCGGUUGGUGGUGAAUUGAAAACUUAAAAUAUGGGAGUGAUUUGCUGCUAUAUUUCCUUUGAGAGAUAAUGGAGGAAGAAUUAGAAUCUGAUAGUGAUCAUGAAUUUUAGGGAAAGUACUGGAGAAACAGAUGGACAACUCUGGUUUCUCCAGUGAAUGAGGAAAGGUUCUGAUUUCCAAUUGAAAACCUCUCAUAUUUCUAAAGAGGGAGAAUCUGCUUUUUAGAGCUGUUAGUAAAAUGUGAAAGCUGCUUUUGUGCUUUGCUUUAUGAAUUUGGCUUUGUUUCAUCCAUACGUUAACUCAUGGAAAGAUGCAUUUCCUAAUUUUACAGGUGUUGAUCCAGUUCAACAGACGUUAAAUUUUAAGUGUAGACUUCGUUUGCCAAAGACGACUUAUGAAAGAAUUUUAAAGUAAUUUCAUUUGGCUUUGUGCUACCUCCCCUUUCUUAAUGUGCUUAAACCAUGGGAGACAUUUUUUAGAAACCAAGAGAAAAAUAUCAAAAAGGACACAGAAUUUGGUAUGGGUACGGUUUCACCUCUCAGGUGGGUCUAAAGAAAUGCAACUUUAUGUCAUUUAAAAACGUAUCUGAUUUUCUCAGUUCCUUUCUUUCAUUUUAAAUAUGUAAUCAGAUGAUUUUGUAUUCAUUUUGGGGGGGAAUAUCAGUUUCUUUUACUUGAUGUUGUCAAUCUCUGCCAUUCAUGUUUCUAUUUUAUGUUCAGUGUUUCAAAUACAGUUUGUAUUUAAAGAUUUUAAAGUACCAAAACUCUGUAACUGAGUACAAUGGACUGUUUUCUGGUAUGAUGUUAAUAUUCUACAACAAAAUGUAUAAAGUGUUGUCAAUUUGAUUAUUGACACAUAUAAUAUGUUUACAAAUAAACUGUGGUGUUGAUCAAAUUACUGCAAAAAUGUGUAUAUAAUCUGUAAGUCCCUUUCUUAAUAUUAAAUACAGCCAUGCUCUCA
Messenger RNA from Ailuropoda melanoleuca (giant panda), 5072 nucleotides. It is a transcript of the gene FAM91A1, whose product is annotated as family with sequence similarity 91 member A1. The transcript has 19 exons. Bases 248 to 2296 code for a protein of 682 amino acids. Gene Ontology annotation, biological process: intracellular protein transport. The record is from RefSeq and is a predicted model, not a curated record. Gene Ontology annotation, cellular component: trans-Golgi network; cytoplasmic vesicle. Lineage: Eukaryota; Metazoa; Chordata; Mammalia; Carnivora; Ursidae.